This is a messenger RNA of Didymella exigua CBS 183.55, 3007 nucleotides long. RefSeq lists its product as uncharacterized. NCBI's taxonomy places the organism in Eukaryota, Fungi, Ascomycota, Dothideomycetes, Pleosporales, Didymellaceae. The transcript is spliced from 3 exons. Gene Ontology annotation, molecular function: transmembrane monodehydroascorbate reductase activity. Bases 405 to 2810 code for a protein of 801 amino acids. The record is from RefSeq and is a predicted model, not a curated record.
CUCUCCAAUUCUGAGGCAACACGACUACGAUUGCGCGCGAAGGAGAACACUGCAGAAUUCUCCAUCUAUUCAGGAAUACCAAGGGAACAGCGACACGACUGACGUUCUCUAGAGAGCUGUCCGCAACGCCGGACGAGCUCGUUCACCAAGUUCAGCGUCCAACGAAAAUCGAUACCACGACCAGCCACCUGAAGGCGAACAACCAAACUAUCUUUAUGCUGACGGCCUUCACGACGUUACGAUUUCCCCGGUUCCACCAUCUUUUGCUGGCUUAAUCGCGCGUUGUUUGAUUCUAGUCCCUGCAUCAUCACUACCUUGACCUUCUAGGUUUCCCGCGCAUACAUCCAUAUCUGCGUCAUCACUCCGACCGACUUGGAGACCAAUCUCGAGGGACAACCACCACCAUGUCGGACCAAGGGCUCUCUCCUCCCGGGAGCAGCGUCUAUUCCUCUGACUCCAUGUAUGUCGGUGACGGAACAUGGGAUUCAGAGCGCAACACCUUCCUGCUGCCCAACCUGAUGGGUAUCAACUUCGACACCAUGCGCUACAAUGGCAUGGGCAAUCGCUUUCGCAACAUGGCUGGCUACAAGCCCCUCGUCACUGCCCACGGUGUUCUUGCCGCCAUCACCUUCCUCUUCGUCGUACCAGGAGCCGUCUUCAUGGCUCGAUUCUAUCACCGUAACCCACGACUCGCCCUGCGCGUACACAUCUGGCUCCAGAUCGUGACGCUACUGCUUGCGACCGCGCUUAUCGUGCUUGGGUUUCAAGCUGUUGGCCUCGAGAGAUCCUUGACGAACCCACAUCAUGGCAUUGGUGUAGCUCUGUAUGCUCUUGUAGUUGUACAGGUCUUGGGAGGGUCUAUUAUACAUCGCCUUGAGAAAGGCAAGGAGCGCUUCAAGAUACCACUGAAGCUUAUCCUACACCAAUGGAUCGGUCGCAUCGUACUCCUCCUUGGUAUUGCGCAAAUCCCACUCGGACUGACGCUCUAUGGUUCCCCCAAGGUGCUAUUUAUUCUGUUUGCAGUCUGGGCGUUCUUGCUUCUGAUCGUCUACUUCGUGCUUUCCUACAGAAACCAACCUGAGAUGGGAUUUGAUGACAAUACGACCUACAUCACCGAACGCACUGCUAGCACCAGGAGCCGAAGAAGUCGCGGUGGUCGUGGCCUUGGAGCUCUCGCGACCGCAGGCGCAGCAGGUGCUGGACUUGCGGCACUGGCAUCAAGAAACAGAUCGCACAGCCGCAGUCGAAGCCGACGCCGUGGUGAUGAUACCACAGUGUUGAGCUCCCGCCCCGACUCACGUUCGCGAGUGACCCAAUCGCAGUUCACCGAGUCAUAUCUAAGCGAUGAAAAGUACAAUGACAAGCGCAAGGGCUCUUCUUGGAAGGACAAACUUCUCGGUGCUGGAGCCGCCGUAGGAGGCACUUUUGCUAUAAAGUCUCUUUUCGGCAAGAAGAAGGACAACAGGCGGGCCUACACCGAAACAUCGACUGGCAGCGACAUUAGCUACGGCCGCCCAUUGGGUCAAUCUGAAGUUACUCAGACCGAUCUGAGUCGCCUGGAGGAAGGAAGAGCGCCUGACUCACCAGCAAGGAAUCAAGACUGGCGCCGUGUCGAAGAAAGGGAAGCAGCUCAGGCAGCUGCCAUGGGCGCAAGCCCCAUGCGCGGCCACCGUCCAGCAAGAAGCGGUGGAUCUAUCGACUCAUUCGACAGCCGUACUAGCUUCAACGACCACCCAGACUCCCAUCCCCUAAGAGAGGAAUCGUCAUACGGGGUUAAGGAUGGCAUCAUGACCCUUGGAGCGAUUGGAUUUCUUAAGCACACGUGGAACAAGCGCAAGAACAGGAAAGAAGACGCUCGCAUUGAGGAGAUGAAGCAACAAGACAUCGAGGAGGAGAAGAUGGCCCGUGCAAACAGCAACCGCAGACGAUUCACUGGUGAUGGUGCACCGCCUCGGAGACACAAUGGCCCUCCAUCAACCGUCUAUUCUGAGACCGAGAUCUCCGGCAUAACGCCCUCUGUGGCAAGGCCCCACGGUGGUGUUCCACCCCCAAUGCCACCCAUGACAUCAUCUGCCGGUCCAUCUGUUCUACGUCCCGCUGAUAACACCGUUCUGUCUGACUCUGGCUCUGAGGCUUACAUGUCUCCUGGUGGUCGUUCGCAUCGUCGUCACCGCAGCUCUGCAGGCGCUGCCGCUCUCGCUGGCGGCGCAGCGGCUGCAGCAGCCUCAUCUGGGUCGCCAUCAAGACGCAGGAACAGUCGGGAUGAGAGCGUUGUCUCUCCUCCUGUAUCAGUGAAGGUCAAGAUGCACAAUGACGGUCGACAUGUCACACUUCGCCGUCUGAAUGAGGAAGAGGCGGCAGCAGAACGGGACGCCCGGAGACGGGAACGACAACGGAGAAACCGCAAUGGGAGCAUGUCCUCCUUGAGUCAACUCGACGGAGAUCGAUGGCGUAGAACCGAGGCUCUUGAGGCACAGCAGGCGGCAGAGAUGGUACAGGCGCAAGGAUUGCCUCUCCCACCGCAAUCUGGGGCGCCUCUACAGAUGCCAGAGCCUUACAUCCCACCACCUCCGCCCGGCCCUCCUCCAAACUUCGGUAGUAACAACCAGAGGCCGCCAACGCACAUGAACCUACCCCCACCUCCACCAAUCCCUGCGGAUGCUAGCAUCUUGAGCAGCCCUCAGGGCACCCAAGUAUACGGUACGGAGACAGACGUCAGCAACUAUGACUCAAACAGAAGGCGAAGAAGGGCCGAGAGGGCUCAAGCGAAACAAGCUAGGUCGGGUGGGAGCCGAGUAGAGUUCUCUUGAUGUCAUGUUGAUGUUGACGUUGAUAAUUAAACCAGAGCGUUGCAUGGAGGUAUUUUUGUGCAUUUCAAGGCGUCCCUUAUCACACGGAGUAUGAACAGGUGGACCAUUAGCAUGGGAGUUCCCCAACGUAGAUACUUUCAGUAUGGUGUAUAAAUAUCCCAUGUUCACCGAUGGGCGUUCCGCGGAGCUGAUCCCUG